Candidula unifasciata is the source of this 3498-nucleotide messenger RNA. Lineage: Eukaryota; Metazoa; Mollusca; Gastropoda; Stylommatophora; Geomitridae. The record is from the annotation of a GenBank genome assembly.
AUGUUGAAAAGAAAGUUUGAUGAGACGGCUGAUGAUGGGGGAGGGCUGGAGAGUGCUGCGCCCUCAAAUGGCCAAUCAGAGAGUGAUGAUAGCAAUUGCAGCAAUAGUAGUACAGAUGCCAAGUCACCAGAAGUUUUGCCUGGACCAUCACCACCCAAGAGGAUAAAAAAGAAGGUGAACUUUAAUGGAGUCAGUGUUUUCUAUUUCCCUCGGAAGCAAGGGUUUACCUGUGUUCCCAGCGAAGGUGGAUCAACAUUAGGAAUGUCUGAGAAGCAUACCUUCACACGAGAUUUCAGUUUGUCAGACUUUACAAAGGAGCAGAAACGGAUCCAUCGUUCCAUUCUUGCGGAACAGCGCAGACAGGGAAAGAUGUUUCCAUCCCCACUUCUUGCAUCCUCUUUGCCGCCAAUGAAUCCUGGGGAAGAUGUGUCCUCUGGUAGUGAGAGUGACAGUGAGUAUGAUGACUAUUACUUCCUGCAGCCGCUUCCAAUCCGUCAGCGGCGCGUGCUCUUGAGGACAGCAGGUGUCAAGAAAAUAGAUAAUGAAGAGAAGGAUGAAUGCCGGGACAUCAGAGUGUCCAGAAACGUCUGCGGCUGCGACUGUAAAACAUUCUGUGAUCCAGCCACUUGCUCUUGUAGUGUUGCUGGCAUACAGUGCCAGGUCGAUCGGUUAUCAUUUCCUUGUGGCUGUACUAAAGAUGGUUGCGGUAAUCCUGCAGGAAGAAUUGAAUUCAACCCGAUCCGUGUACGAACCCACUUUAUUCAUACUCUUAUGCGACUGGAGCUAGAAAAAACUGACUCUCCUUGUCAGGCAGUCGGCCCAGUAGCUAAAACAUCCUUUGCCUCAAAUAGAUCACCAGAAGCUGCAGGUAAAAUGAAUGUCAAAAGCAGCGAGGUUGAAACUGCGGAGGAAAUGACUAGCUUGAGCACAGAUGCUCCUGGUGAUCAGAGCUGCAGUAGCACAUCCAUGGGUACAGAUACCAAUGAUGGCAGCAGAGUACUCAAAAGCAGACUGAAGAUGAAAAGCACAGAGGUAAUUGAUCUGAAUAUGUUCAACAGCAAUGAGAAAGGCAGUUGUAGGGACUGCCAGAACACAGAAAUGUGCAAUGUUAUGAUGCAUGAUGUCAAAUUCUCAAUGGUCAGCCAUCAGCAGAGACAGCAGCUUCAGCAGCAGCGAGCUAUUCCUACAAUUGUAGGAUCACAGUAUCAAGGAUCACACUUGCAGCAGCCGCAGCAUCACUUGACUCCUUCUCCAGGCAUGUUGCUUCUGCGGCCUCCUCCUACUUCACUACCACCGCCACCACCACAGCAGCAGCAGCAUUCUGAGCAUAUGCUGCUGUUUAAUGAUGGAGAAGAAGAGAUCUACCGCACAGAGAAUACAUCUUCUAUGUACUUUGAUAAUGAUGACGCCUCAUACCCUGACAUGAGUGACAUGCCAUCAGUUUUAGAAUCUCGACCAUUUUCCAGUAUCAGCCAAUCCAGUUUCUCUAGAAAAUUUCACGGUCUCCCAUCUCAUAUGUUUUCUUCAGGCAUUGGUGGCAGCAGUGGAUCUGUCUGUAACCAAUCUUCCAUCAUGCCCAAGCAAGCAAGACUACCUAAUCCUGGUGGUAUUCAGAACCUUCAGAUGAAUGGGGAUUGUGGAACUGGUCUGUCAUCAGCAUCCUAUAGUGAUCUUGACUUGGACCAGCGGCGAUCAUGUGGGCUGUUGAUGCACUCUCACACUCAGCAGUCUAAUGCCCAGUCUCAUCUAACUCCAUUUCUGCCAGAAGAACCGCAGCUUUCAUCAGGGCAGUGUAGGGGAUCGCCAGGAAAUAGAAUUUUAUCUCAUAGUCAUCAGUCUCAGAAUGGGUGCUUGACCCACACCCACUUGGGCAACAGUUUGGAGCACAGUGUCACUGGCAUUAGUUCGAUGCUGGAAGGUAGAGUCCCUGAUUUUCAGAGCAAGAUAGCUGGCAAUGACUUAUUGGAGACCACCGUUCUUGCAGCCACAGCAUCAUACAAAAUAGCAUCUACACAUACAGGUACACAUUACAGCUCCAGCACUUCAUCAGUGGCAGAGAAGAAUUACAUGAAUCAGCCAAACCAUAUGAACUUUGUUGGCCCAACAACUGUAAACUUUGAUAACCUGACGGCAUCAUCAAGUAGCAAUGAUGGCAGUACUAGGUUCCCUUCUUUGCGUUCAGCUCAACAAUCGUGUUGGAGUGCAUCCUUUGCCAAUCCCACCUUGAGAGAGUGCUUAGGACUUGGUACCUCAUCUUCCGUUUCCUCCAGCAUAGCAGAUCAGAGUUCAGCUCAGCAAGGAAUUUCGCAAAACGCUGUCUACCAACAAGAACCUUGUGCUACUGCCUCCAGCCCACCGUCUCCUGACUCAUCCACUAUCACGUAUACUACCAUGACAGCCACCACUCGAGACCGUCUGGCUGCCCACUGCCCCGGUAUCUCUUCACACAUGGACAGCAGGUCAGAACUUCCAGCCUGUACCUUGAAAGACUCAAACCCCUCAUUCACCAACUACUACAUUUCUUCUGACAGUCCUAACACAAACAGAGUCCUAGGAGGCUGCCAGAAUCUCAUGUACGACUUGCCAUACCCAGAUACAAGCACUGUUGACUCUUGUACAGACUUUAAUGUUGCUUUUGCCGCAGCUGAACAAAACAGAACAUCUUCUGAUACAUGUAUGAACAUUUCAAGUACAUCUGCAACAUUAUCACUAUCACAGCCACUGGUUACCUCUCCACAAACCUCAUCCUGCUCUCCACCUGAAUUCACAUCACGUUUGUAUUCAACCGAGGUCUCCUCAACAAGCACGCUACCUAUAUCAUCCACCCUGAUUCCUUCUUUGUCAUCCACCCUGAUUCUUUCUUCGUCAUCCACUCUGAUUCCUUCUUCAUCUUCAUCAAACUCACCUGCCUCCUGUCAGACAAUGGCACAUCAGUCAUUUACCCAACAACCAACCUCAACCACUGAUGCUGAUACAUUUCUACAUAAUCCUCAUGUGUACAGUAGUAAUUCAGCCUCCUGUAAUUCACUUGGAGUGGUUGUUUCCACUGUCGGUGUGACCACCCCAGCAGAGGAAGCAGCUAAGGAACCAUCUAAUGAUUCUGGUGCAGUCCACCACAAACAGUCAACACUUCAGCAUCCAGAUUUGCCUGAUAUGAUUGUCAGUAGCUUGAAAGCCAGCUGUAAUUCUACAGAACAAAUCAAUGUGGUGAACUCCUGUGACGAAGAGGGUCAAGCGCAUAUUAAUGAUGUGCACUGCGACAGUUUGUCAUGUGACAUACCAGAUGCAGAGUACGAAGAGAAUCGAAAUUAUGAGGCCUGUGCCACAGACUCUGAAGUAAUAUCCUCGCUGUCUUCAUCUGCAGCACAGUCAGCCGCCUCCUCUUCUACUUCAUCAUCGUCAUCUUCUCCAACAUCAGAGGAAGAGAAGGAGCACCAUUUGAAUCAGGAUUUUGGGGAGAUCAUCAAAGAAUCCAUUGUGGAGAUGGUUUUGGUGUAA